CUCAAAAAUUUUCAAAAAAAAAUCAAAAUCUUAAUCAUCUAAAAUGUUUAGACGAAGUAUUUUGCCUAUGGCUAAAAAUUUCAUUAAUUUAGACUACAGACUCAUAACUCUCGAUCGCUAUAAGGAUGUAAUGUUUCAUUUAAGGGAUAUGUGUGCACAAACCGAUCCAUUAAAUAAAACAAUUUGCGAGUGCAUACGUAAGGGAGGCGAUGAAUUUGUAGAAUAUUUUACAUAUAAAACGCUCAACGAUGAACUAAGCCUAAUGGCCCUUAACAGCCAAGGGAAUAUUGUUGGCAUUGUUCUCAAUGGUGUUGCAAAUCCCGAGUACCUACAGGAUUUAAAAAAUUGCUUAACUAAAAUAAAAGAUUCGCAUUUGCAAAGUAUACUCCAAUUGCAAUUGGAAGAGAAUAUGAAGAACAAUAUCUUUGAUCUUUGUAAAACCAGAAAAGUAUUCGAGACACGCCUACUUUCGGUUGAUAGCAGAAAUUAUAAUGGACGCAUCAUGGGUAAACAAUUGAUUCGUCUAAGUGAAAUAGUAGCUGGCAAUAAGGACCAUAAGGUUAUGAAAGCCGAUGCAACUGGUAAUUUUUCUCAAAAGAUAUUUUCAUACUGUGGUUUCAAGUGUUUGAACGAGGUCCCUUAUAACAACUAUUCAAAAAAGGAUGACAACUCAAUAAAGUUGCGGAAUUUACCACAUUCCAAAUAUCAAUUACUAUACAAACUAUUACGUUAAAGAUUACAUUUUCAAGGCUGUGUUUAAGUUAUAUGCAUGGCAAAACAAGCGGUUCGUAGUUAUCAGUUUGCACUGCCAAACUAUCUAGUACAUCUGACUUGCACUGAAUAGAAGAAAAAUAAAACAUGACCAUUGUAAAGUUUUUGGAAAUAAUAAAUAACGUUAAAUUUACUUACUUGAA
Stomoxys calcitrans (stable fly) is the source of this 914-nucleotide messenger RNA. RefSeq lists its product as uncharacterized. The coding region runs from base 44 to 733 and encodes 229 amino acids. The record is from RefSeq and is a predicted model, not a curated record. Gene Ontology annotation, molecular function: N-acetyltransferase activity. NCBI's taxonomy places the organism in Eukaryota, Metazoa, Arthropoda, Insecta, Diptera, Muscidae. The transcript has 3 exons.